ACACCACGACAAAGAGAUGAAAAGGCUGCGCUAUAGUGUUCAAAUCUGUACGAAAUACUGUCCGACUGAUUCGAAAUAGUGUUUUUAGUGUAAAUAGAAACGAAAAUGGGCGACAUCAAAUUUAUUAACAAGAAUCUCCUGUCUCUAAAAUGUGUGAUAUUUCUGUUUUUUGGAGCAAUCGGAUCUCUACUGCCUUUCCUGCCUCUUCAGAUGACUAUUUGGGGCUUAUCCAGAGAUGAAGCUGUUAUAGUGUCUUCCGUAGCACCCUUGAUAGCUCUCAUUGGCCCUUUGGUAGCUGCGCCCUUAGCUGAUAGAUUAGCAGGUGGUUUUGGGGGUGCUCCUAGAAGCAAAACAGGACGAUACCUCCGUGUUAUGAUAGCAUUAAGUUGCUUACUAGCAACCCUAUUUUAUUGGCUCCUUAUUAUCAUCCCGCCCAUAAUAAGAAGCCCUCCAAAUGUGUCAUUUGUCUGUGAUGAAGAAGGAGGCUUUAUCCUCCAAGAUCGAUGUGGUGCUGAAAGGACAUGUUAUAAUUGGGGAUCAGGGAAAGGUUCAGUUCUAGUCAAAAACUGCAUAUUCUCCUGCAAUGCCACAUCGUCAUACAAGAGCGAAAACAACCCUCUACCAGAAGUAGAAGAAGUCAGUUCAGAGUAUGGUGAUGGCGAUUACGAAGCAACUGAGUCCAGCAUACUCAACGAACCCGAAGGUUUUGCUCCUCCAUCAAGUAUAGACAGCUACUUUAGUGAACCUUACCCGCACAUGUGCUUCAAGAAUGUCAGUGGCGAUACAGUGUGUGAAGUUUACACUGAAUUUUCGUGGCCAAUCAGAUUCAACCUGGGUCUGAGACCAUCAGACAGUGUGGAUAAUGACACAGAAGCAACGUGCAAGUACCCAUUUGACGAAUAUUUCCACUGCCGCAUUCCUGUGUUAAAAGCUCAACAAAUCAAAAGAGACUACGGGAACGAAGACUGUCAACCUGUCAUUUUAUGCGAAAUACAUGACCCUUACAAUGGAACGGACUCUCUAUUGAAAAGAUCUCAAUGCGGAUAUGAUAACAUAAGCUUUUGGUUAUAUCUUUUCAUUAAAUCCUUCGCCGACAUCUUCUUGGCAGCUGCUGUAGCGCUGAUUGCUACAGCUGUAGUCAUCGCUACGAGGGAGACGUCUACCGGCCGUGGUGAUAUAGGAAAACAGUUCGCCUUGGGUGCGCUGGGUUUCGAUUUUGCACCUAUAAUCGGGGAUGUGCUAAUGGAAGGUUUUCGAAGGCAUGAUCUGUUUCAGUGUAUUGAUGGUUUGGCUAUUAUCAUCUUAAUUGUAGAUGAAAAAAUGCCACUGAGUCCACCAGAAUGGUGGUGGCACACCAGAUGUGGUCUUCUAGCCUUACCAUUGUCUUCUGUAAGGAAAUAUGGACUUGAAACAGCUGCUUUGGGGAUCAUACUGUUCCUCCUUGGUAUUUUCUGGAACUCGAUUGAUACCUACUUACCAUGGCAUGUAGUGAAAAUGGAAGAUGGUGAGCCACUGAUUAUAGGACUGACUGUCACUAUCGGGGCACUGCCUGCUGUAGUUUUCCUGUACUAUGCUGAAAAAAUUGUUGACUAUUGUGGUCAUUCGAAUCUUCUGAUUUUCUGUUUCGUCAACUAUAUCUGUCAUCACUUAACUUUGAUAUGUGUGGACAACGCGAAACUUCUAUUUUUGUGCGAAUUUCUGGAAAUAUUCACACUCCACGUCAUGUACGUCACUGCCGUUUUGUAUCUGAGGCAUUUGGUGCCCAGGAAAUUGACAGCUUGUGGUCAAGCACUGCCAGUUAUUGCUCAUUUCUGUUUAGGUAGAUGUUUUGGGGCUCUCCUAGGUGGAAUAGCCUACGACGAGUACCCGUACAACUUCAACCGGGUCCAUCAGGGAUUCACCAUAGCAGCUGCAGUGGUGGCAUUCAUCUACUACAUCGCUUACCAUUUCUAUUUGAAGCCGAAAUGUGGGGCUCCCGUCCACUUACCGCCAGAUCCGGCCCCUGCAAUCAUACAGAGGGAUAUUGAUUCCGAUUCGCAUAUUACAAGACAGGAUUCCCAAGAAGGAAUCGAUAUGGUAUCGAAAAAAAUCCUUCAACAUGGAGUUACAUCUUAUUGUCCAACCCUAGUAACAUCCCCUGUAGAAAUAUAUCAUGAGGUUCUGCCCAGGCUUUCUUACAGGAAAGGGGGUCCUGAAGGGGCUACAAUUUUAGGAGCUCACGUUGAGGGUCCUUUUAUUAGCAAAGAGAAGAAAGGGGCUCACCCUGAAUAUUGUAUUCGAGAUUAUGAUGAUGUAUGGAUAGAUCUGCCUAUUUAG
Molecule: messenger RNA, 2316 nt
Organism: Sitophilus oryzae (rice weevil)
Lineage: Eukaryota; Metazoa; Arthropoda; Insecta; Coleoptera; Curculionidae
Cellular component (GO): membrane
Source: RefSeq, a predicted model, not a curated record